ACAAGUCUUCACUUCACACUUUGUCCUCGCCCAGGACGCCACGUGACUUCGCCUUCUACCUGGACCCUACCUGGCUGUCAUGUGACCUCAGGUGGACUUCACCCUCACCCUCAUCCUCACCUCCGUCGACCGCCCGUCAUGGGUGUUGUUGUCCACCUGAUGAUGCUCUUCUGCUUCUACUGGACCUCUGCACUUUGUGCUCACGACAACUGCACCGACUACCAGCUGCAGUUUGAGAAGGUGUUCACGGUGCCGGGUGACGCCGCCAUGAUCAACUGCACCCUGGUCGCCCCCGACGUCUUCGACUUCGCCGCCGUGCCGUACGAGGUCAGCUGGCGCCGCCUGGAGACGGGCGAGGAGCUGGGCAAGGUCAGCGCUGGUGUUGUGGUGCUGGGAGAAACCUUGUGGCUGCUCAACGUCACGCUGGAGGACAGCGGGCAGUACCAGUGUGUGGUCAGAAGCGGCUCAGGUUGCUACAAACUGUCGACGGAGCUGCUGGUGGAGCGUCAGGGGGACGGCGAGUGCUGGAGGCCCCGCAAAGCCCCCCAGGUCCUGACGGUUGGCGUGACCGACACUCUGUCCUGUCCGCUCAAGGACGUCAUGAAAAAACUGGACGGCUAUGGCGUCCCCUACGCCGUCAGCUGGCGCAAAGGCUGCGAGCUGGUGGAGGACGGCGAGGCGGGACACGUGUACCGCAGCAAGGCCAGGCUGAAGAUCCUGGACGUGGACCCCCAAAACAAGGACUUCUAUACCUGCACGCUGACCUUUGACCUGGGCGGGGCCACAGUGUCUGUGUCUGAGACCAUCGAGGCCUGGGUCCAAGAGGAUUACUGCUUCCUGCCUCAAGUCCUGAAACCUGCCAAUGAAAUCUUCAAGGCACCCAUAGGUUCCAGGUUGACGCAUGCGUGUCAGGUAUUUGUUCCGUGCAUCGGGAAAGUCCCGCAAGAUCCGAUGGUGGACAUUUUCUGGCUGGCCGACGACGAAUUUGUCUUCAACACCGACGCCUCUGACCCCGUCUUCACCUCGCCACUACGCGUGUGGACUGAAGGCGAUCCCAGUAAAGGAGUCUGGAUGGAGCGACUGCUGACCAUUGCGCACCUGAAGGAGGAGGACUUCUUCAUCAACUACACCUGUAUAGCGCAAAGUGGGCGGGGCAUACCUCAGGGACACUUUGCUCUGCGGCCGCAAGAGCCGCCCGUCAUCGCCCCCAUCGGCGGCGCUCUCAGUGGCGUCACGCUAGUCUUCGUCGCCGCUGUCGCCGUCUACUUCCUCUUCAAGGUGGACAUUGUGCUCUGCUUCCGGAUGUCCUUUCCUGUCCUCUAUGCUAAUAAGGAUUGCGACGGGAAGCUGUUCGAUGCCUACGUCACGUACCCGCUGAACUGCGAGGUGGGCUUCGGCGACCAGGUGUGCACCUUUGCCCUUCACGUCCUGCCGCAGGUGCUGGAAAAAGCCUGCGGUUACAAACUCUUCAUAGCCGGACGCGACUGCCGGCCCGGGCAAGCCAUGGUGGACUCAGUGCAAGACAACAUGCUGGCCAGCCGCCGCCUUCUGCUGCUCUACAGCGCCUCCUCCUUCACGUGCAGCAACAGCAGCAACAACAACAGCAACAAGAACAACAACAACAACAACAGCAACAACAACAACAACAACAACAGCAACAACAACAUUGGCGAGGGCGUCUGCUUGGACGGGCGGCGUCAACACGAGUGUGUGACGGCCAUGCACAGAGCACUGCUGGAGGACACGCUCAAGGUGAUUCUGGUCGAGCUGGAAGAGAUGAGCCCGGCCCAGCUGGCUCUCUUCCCGGAGUCUUUGCGUCAUCUGAGAAGGAAGCAGGGUGCGGUGUGCUGGUGGAAGUACCAGAGGACCAGGAGGAAGUCCACCCCCAGGACGUGUGCGACCACACAGGACAAAGGGGACAUAUCGCCCUCGCUGUCUCCUUCCUCCAGGUUUUGGAAGGAGAUGCGCUACCACAUGCCAGUGAGGGGCACCAGGGGCGGCGCCCCCGAGAGGACCGCCCUGCUGAAGGUGUGACGUAUAUCGCUGGUCUCGUCACCUUAUCCCGGGUGGAAGGGUGACGCGGGUGAGUGCAAUGGAUCAAAAGUAAUGCCGGCGAGCCAGAGAAUUCAGAUCAAAAUGAUCUCAGGUCUUUGAGUUCAUGGUACGCAAUCCGACUCCUUCUUGACCAAGUAAGGGACUUUUCGUGUUGUGUAAGUGUCCCUAAAAACAAUCCAAUUAACCUUGGGCAUUAACCAAGCCGUGUGACUGCUCCUUAUGCGGACCUGCCUGGACUCGACAUACCGUGGACAGAUUGACAAAGCCUGGAUUUUGUGAAAUUCAAGUUACCCACACGCUUACGUCACCCCGAAUGGUCCUACUUUAUGACUUGCCCACAAUGAUGUACUGCUUUUACAAGACUGGCUGCCUGCUUUCCCCAAAGGAAGGUGGCGUUCCACCAUGUAGAAAAACAUGUUAUUUCGUAUGAUAACAGAUACUACGGUGUAACCGCUCCAAGUCGAGAGCUGCUUUUGCACCUUAACAAUAAUGGAUUCGAUUUAUUUAGCGUUUUUCUACACACUCAAAGCGCUUCACAGAGAAGUGAGAAGCCAUCAUUCAUUCACACCUGGUGGUGGUAAGCUACAUUCAUUCACACCUGGUGGUGGUAAGCUACUUUCAUAGCCACAGCUGCCCUGGGGUAGACUGACGGAAGCGUGGCUGCCAGUUUGCGCCUACGGCCCCUCUGACCACCACCCAUCAUUCUUAAUUCAUUCACCAGUGUGAGCGGCACUUGGGGGCAAGGGUGAAGUGUCCUGCCCAAGGACACAAUGGCAGCGAUUAGGAUGUCAAGAGGCGGGGAGCGAACCUGCAACCCUCGGGUUUCUGGCCCGGCUGCUCUACCCACUACGGUGGACUCUGACAACAGAGACUGGAAGCCAGUGUGGACAAGACAAUGUGUGUAACCGUGAACCUCGAUGCUUUCUGAAAGUUAGCGUUCUACUCUGACUGCGGGGAAUUGAACGUUUUUAGGCUUUGGAUUGAGAAAGUUCUUAAAUUGUUAACGAAUAGAAAGAACAAGAACAAUGGACACAUCGGAAGUUCCUUUUCUCACAGUAAAUUGCACCUUUUUUUUUUGAAAGAAAGAGACAGAGAGACACUACUACAGCUUGUACGACAAAUAGGGCUGCAAAGGGUCGGAAACUUUCCGGAAAUUUACCACGGGAAGUUAAAGGCCUACUGAAAGCCACUACUAGCGACCACGCAGUCUGAUAGUUUAUAUAUCAAUGAUGAAAUCUUAACAUUGCAACACAUGCCAAUACGGCCGGGUUAACUUAUAAAGUGACAUUUAAAACUUCCCGGGAAAUAUCCGGCUGAAACGUCGCGGUAUGAUGACGUAUGCGCGUGACGAAGUCCGAGUAACGGAAGUUAUGGUACCCGUAGAAUCCUAUACAAAAAGCUCUGUUUUCAUUUCAUAAUUCCACAGUAUUCUGGACAUCUUUUGCAAUUUGUUUAAUGAACAAUGAAGGCUGCAAAGAAGACAGUUGUAGGUGGGAUCGGUGUAUUAGCAGCGGACUACAGCAACACAACCAGGAGGACUUUGUUGGAGCGCUAGCCGCGCUAGCCGCCGACCUCACCUUGACUUCCUACGUCUCCGGGCCGCCAAACGCAUCGGGUGAAGUCCUUCGUCCUUCUGCCGAUCGCUGGAACGCAGGUGAGCACGGGUGUUGAUGGCUGGCGUAGGUGGAGAGCUAAUGUUUUUAGCAUAGUUCUGUGAGGUCCCGUUGCUAAGUUAGCUUCAAUGGCGUCGUUAGCACAGCAUUGUUAACCUUCGCCAGCCUGGAAAGCAUUAACCGUGUAUUUACAUGUCCACGGUUUAAUAGUAUUGUUGAUUUUCUAUCUAUCCUUCCAGUCAGGGCUUUAUUUUUUUGUUUCUAUAUGCAGUUAAAGCACGAUGCUAUCACGUUAGCUCGUAGCUAAAGCAUUUCGCCGAUGUAUUGUCGUGGAGAUAAAAGGCACUGAAUGUACAUUUCGCGUUCUGGACUCUCAUUUUCAAGAGGAUAUAGUAUCCCAGGUGGUUUAACAUACAAAUCCGUGAUCCACAAUAGAAAAAGGAGAGUGUGGAAUCCAAUGAGCCAGCUUGUACCUAAGUUACGGUCAGAGCGAAAAAAGAUACGUCCAUCACUGCCUCUCAAGUCCUUCACUGUAACGUUCCUCAUCUACGAAUCUUUCAUCCUCGCUCAAAUUAAUGGGGUAAUCAUCACUUUCUCGGUCCGAAUCUCUCUCGCUCCAUUGUAAACAACGGGGAAUUGUGAGGAAUACUAGCUCCUGUGACGUCACGCUACUUCCGCUACAGGCAAGGCUUUUUUUUUAUCAGCGAGCAAAAGUUGCCAACUUUAUCGUCGAUUUUCUCUACUAAAUCCUUUCAGCAAAAAUAUGGCAAUAUCGCGAAAUGAUCAAGUAUGACACAUAGAAUGGAUCUGCUAUUCCCGUUUAAAUACAAAAAAAUCAUUUCAGUAGGCCUUUAAGCUCGGGAAGUUUGGAAACGUUGACCAUUUUUGGAUUAUUCCAAGUUGGACACCGUCCAUGGGAAUGAAUGGGAAUAUAUGGGAAUUACAAUAACAGUAACAAGCAAUUACACCUCUAUUAAACUGAACCCUUGUGUAAUGUUCAUAUUGUUGUUACUCAGCCAGCGUUUGUGGGUCUGAUGGACCCCUCGCAUUUUGUGGCUUUUAAUGCCUCACAAUCAAACACUUUUAUGUUAAAAUACUGAACAGACGUUUAUUGGGAUAAGGUCAACAAUGCAACGGGUCCAUCAGACCCACAAACGCUGGCUGAGUAACAACAAUAUGAACGUUGCACGGACAUUUUCUCUGCCAGGUUGCAACAUUGUUUGUCAACACUGUCUGCUCUCAUUUUCUCGCACAUUUGACCCUCUGAUGUUCUGUGUACCUACACUCUGUCCUCCUCCUGUCUAGGCCUGCUCUGUGUGUGUGUGUGUGUGUGUGUGUUUUUGCUGUCCUUAAAAAUGGCCAACUCGCAUAACUUACUACUAUGCGUGUGUAUGGUCAAAUCUACCUAGCAACAGCGGUCGGUCCUCACAACUACAGAAGUGAAAUAUUUUUUUUUACUUUGUGUGUUUUGCAUUCUGAAGUGAGGUUGCAACUCUCUACUCCCAUCUAGUGCUUGAUAUAUUUUUUUCAUCAUUCUAGCUAUAGUGGAAAGGGGGGCCCUCACAACCUACUGACCAAACGUGGGUCCACACAAAGUAGGCAAGGCAUGUAUGCGUGUGUGUCUGUGUGUGCGUGCGUGUGUGUGUGUGUGUGUGUGUGUGUGUGUGUGUGUGUGUUUUCUGUCCUUAAAAAUGGCCAACUCGCAUAACUUACUACUAUGCGUGUGUAUGGUCAAAUCUACCUAGCAACAGCGGUCGGUCCUCACAACUACAGAAGUGAAAUUUUUUUUUUUACUUUGUGUGUUUUGCAUUCUGAAGUGAGGUUGCAACUCUCUACUCCCAUCUAGUGCUUGAUAUAUUUUUUUCAUCAUUCUAGCUAUACUGGAAAGGGGGGCCCUCACAACCUACUGACCAAACGUGGGUCCACACAAAGUAGGCAAGACAUGUAUGCGUGUGUGUCUGUGUGUGUGUGUGUGUGUGUGUGUGUGUGUGUGUGUGUGUGUGUGUGUGUGUGUUUUCUGUCCUUAAAAAUGGCCAACUCGCAUAACUUACUACUAUGCGUGUGUAUGGUCAAAUCUACCUAGCAACAGCGGUCGGUCCUCACAACUACAGAAGUGAAUUUUUUUUAUUUUACUUUGUGUGUUUUGCAUUCUGAAGUGAGGUUGCAACUCUCUACUCCCAUCUAGUGCUUGAUAUAUUUUUUUCAUCAUUCUAGCUAUAGUGUAAAGGGGGGCCCUCACAACCUACUGACCAAACGUGGGUCCAGACAAAGUAGGCAAGACAUGUAUGUGUGUGUGUGUGUGUGUGUGUGUGUGUGUGUGUGUGUGUGUGUGUGUGUGUGUGUGUGGGUGGGUGGGUGGGUGUGUGUGUGUUUUCUGUCCUUAAAAAUGGCCAACUCGCAUAACUUACUGCUAUGCAUGUGUAUGGUCAAAUCUACCUAGCAACAGCGGUCGGUCCUCACAACUACAGAAGUGAAAUAUUUUUAUUUUACUUUGUGUGUUUUGCAUUCUGAAGUGAGGUUGCAACUCUCUACUCCCAUCUAGUGCUUGAUAUAUUUUUUUUCAUCAUUCUAGCUAUACUGGAAAGGGGGGCCCUCACAACCUACUGACCAAACGUGGGUCCACACGAAGUAGGCAAGACAUGUAUGCGUGUGUGUCUGUGUGUGUCUGUGUGUGCGUGUGUGUGUGUGUGUGUGUGUGUGUCUGUGUGUGUGUGUGGUACACAGAACAUCAAUUUCCACACUUCUGUUAGCCCCGGGUCCAGUGGACCCGGACAUCUUAUAUGUAAUAGAAAAUGUGUAGGGGGGGUGUAUCAUUAAAUAUGUAUUCUGAUAUAUGUUCUUCACAGAAAAUGAGCCAAAGUCAGUGAGUCUCAGUUUGAAAAAUGUAUUAAUUGUAUCAUUUUUCUUUUAAUAAAAAUUGAAAACGGGUCCCACAGACCCCAACACCACACAAGGGUUAAAUACCAUAGAUCCAAUAUAUUUACCCCAGUAAUAUCAUCAAAGCUUACCUGCUGGGAAUGAUCUGUGCAUGUGAUGGAAGAAUGCACUGCACAUGUGAUGGAGGAAUGCACAGUGAAGGGUUGACAUGCUACUGAAUUUGCAUGAAAUCAGGUUGUUUUAGUUAAUAAUCAUGCUGCAAGAUCUAGCAUGUUGCCUUCAAUGUUCAUUCCCGUGGAAAGUUUCCAACUUUGAAUAUUCCCGGACUUUUGCAACCCUAACGACAAAAGCAACAUGUUUUCUCCAGUUGGAAGUGGAGUUCUUGUACGCUGAAAUGUGAACACUUCUACUGACACCCAUGAUGAUACAAAUGUUCUUUUUCAUACGUUGUUAGCAAACGUUGCCAUGUCAUGUCCCUUUUUCCCGGCGUGUGGUUUGAGUGGGGUCAUGUGACGGCCCGGCGCCGUUUGAUUGGUGGAACGGGAGUCAAAGGUCACUGGAGCUUCCGAAAUGUAGCGAGCGGAAUGAAAGUCAACAUAAGAAGUGUUUCUUUUGCACGGAAAUACUCAAGCAAAAGUACAAAAAUACUGCAUGUCGCAGUAAAACUGCUCUUACAAGUACAUUCCAUCCAAAAAGUGAUGUCAUGUCGUACACGUAACGCGUUAUUACCUACCUCUGCAGUAGUACCCGUUUUUUUCCGACCAAAAGGGACAAGCGGUAGAAAAUGGAUGGAUGGAUAUUCUGCAAAUAAUAUCAUAGUGUUGCUCAAAUGCUGGCUGCCUGCCUGCUUGCCUCCAGGGACGGUGGCGGUCCACCAAAUAGAAAAACAUGUUAUUUUGUAUGAUAACAGAUACUACAGCUGUAACCACUCUGAGUCGGAUAUAUAUAUAUAUAUAUAUAUAUAUAUAUAUAUAUAUAUAUAUAUAUAUAUAUAUAUAUAUAUAUAUAUAUGUAUAUAUAAAAUUUAAAUUGUAUUUUUCUUUUUAUCGCCAUAAACUUUGACACUGUGAUGAUGUCAUUUCCUGUUGUCUUCGUCAGUCGGGUAGGCUACUCGCUUGUUUGCUGAAGAGUCUGCAGUGACAACAUACAUUCCAACGUGUAUAAAAAACAUGUAUUGUGCACUUUGUGUUGUACAACACGUAUUACAGCACAGGAACGAGACCAUUUCUUCAUGUAGUUCCCUUUCCUUUCAACAUUUGGGAAGUUACUGUAUUCGUGUGUAAGUCCAAUAAAUGCCCCCUGGUGGUUGGCAAGAGCA
This is a messenger RNA of Entelurus aequoreus (snake pipefish), 7863 nucleotides long. RefSeq names its product interleukin-1 receptor type 1-like. The transcript is spliced from 12 exons. Gene Ontology annotation, biological process: signal transduction. Gene Ontology annotation, molecular function: interleukin-1 receptor activity. Lineage: Eukaryota; Metazoa; Chordata; Actinopteri; Syngnathiformes; Syngnathidae. The record is from RefSeq and is a predicted model, not a curated record. The coding region runs from base 139 to 2034 and encodes 631 amino acids.